Ctenopharyngodon idella (grass carp) is the source of this 3323-nucleotide messenger RNA. It is a transcript of the gene prss56, whose product is annotated as serine protease 56. Gene Ontology annotation, biological process: proteolysis. The record is from RefSeq and is a predicted model, not a curated record. NCBI's taxonomy places the organism in Eukaryota, Metazoa, Chordata, Actinopteri, Cypriniformes, Xenocyprididae. Bases 366 to 2924 code for a protein of 852 amino acids. The transcript has 15 exons. Gene Ontology annotation, molecular function: serine-type endopeptidase activity.
CCUUGGCAAGUUCCUCAUGAUUUGCUCUCAUCGUCUUAAUGAAUUCAACUGGGAGUGCAUUGGCCCUGAUGCCCACCCCCUUAGAGAGUGGUCCAGUGCUCUUGCAUAUAUCUGCAGGGCUGCUCCAUGCGCUUCCAUUGUUCCAUCAGCUUCUGUCACUAACAGAUACUCCGAGAGGGAGUGUGGGAGAAAGCUAAGCCAGUUAGGACGUGGGAGACACUCGUACUACACAGACGCCCCUCACCAUUGAUGCGAAAGGAGUUGUUUCCAUGCGCCUGUGCUUUUGAAAAGUGGAACUUCUUAAGGCUGUUAGAAAAUACGGUUUUCUCUUGGAAGACUCACCUGUGGACAGGUGAAGUGAAGUCAUGGGUGUGAUGUCACUGCUGCUGUUGAUGGUGAUUGGCUGGUGUGGCGGAGCACCACCGGUGAGAGAGGUGUACAGAAUGCCACAGAGCGCGCUCAAAGCGCUGUCUGAUAGAGGAACAGUAGUGAUGGAGGCCGCUCUGUCCCGCGCUCUGUCUGCCGUGGAUGUUGCCGUGUCGGACCGGAGCAAGGCUGAGGCAGGCUGCAGAGGGUGUGUGCCCUGUCUGUUUCAGGACUGUGGACAGCGAAAAGGCGCGUGUGCGUCUUCAGAGGACACGCAGUCGGAGCCGAGUUGUGAAGUCAUCUCUCGCGCUCAGCAGGAAGCUGAUGAAGGCGAGAGGAGCUGGCUGCUGAGUCAGGCCUGUGGCUUCUACAAACGCCGUUGCACACCUGCACAGGUGAACAAAGACAUGUGCGUCAGAGUCAUGGGAGAGAGCUGCAGCGCUCGUGUCCUGCAGUGCAGUCUGCUCAACACCAUGCAGAACCUGGAGCCGGCCACGCAGUCCACGGCACAGGCUGUGUGUGGCCAACGUUUCUCCGUCACACAAAACCUGACACAGCCUCGCUCUCGUAUCAUGGGGGGAUCUCCUGCCCCUCUGGGCAGCUGGCCAUGGCUGGUGAACCUGCGGCUGGACGGGGCUCUGAUGUGUGGAGGCGUGCUGGUAGACAGCUCUUGGGUCCUCACUGCCGCCCACUGCUUUGCUGGGAGCCGCAGUGAGAGUUACUGGACAGCUGUAGUGGGAGAGUUUGACCUCACAAAAACUGACCCUGAUGAGCAGAUCAUGAAAGUCAGUCGCAUCAUCACUCAUCCGAAGUUUAACCCAAAGACUUUCAAUAACGACAUUGCUCUGGUGGAGCUGAGCUCUCCAGUAAUUCUGUCUGAACGGGUCACACCUGUCUGCUUGCCCUCUGACCUCGAUCCACCGGUUGGCACACCCUGUUUGGUGGCCGGCUGGGGCUCUCUGUAUGAGGACGGUCCCUCUGCAGAUGUGGUGAUGGAGGCGAAGGUGCCCCUCCUCUCUCAGACCACUUGUCGCAGUGCUCUGGGGAAGGAGCUGCUCACUAACACCAUGUUCUGCGCUGGGUACCUGUCUGGGGGCAUUGACUCAUGCCAGGGUGAUUCUGGAGGACCGUUGAUCUUCCAGGACCGUUUAUCAGGGCGGUUUCAGCUGUUUGGCAUCACCUCUUGGGGUGAUGGCUGUGGAGAGAGGGGAAAGCCUGGCGUUUACACACGGGUCACCGCCUUCUCUGAUUGGGUCAUGACAGAGAUACAGAAGUCUUUCGGGAGUCGAGAGCCCACAUGUCCUGAGCUGCUUAAGACAACUGAGCUGUCUGAGGAACAGCAGAUGUCAGAGUUCAGCACACUCUGCCACUUCUACACACUAUCCUGCUCUUCGACCCUCGACCCCUCGGCUUGCCAGCGUCUCGCUCAAGACAAAUGCCAAGGCCGAUUUAAGAAGUGCCAGUUACAUUCAUUUCUGCAGACUCUGCUGGACUUGCUUCAGAGGGCCGAUGACUAUAUCAGAGAUAAAGUCGAUCUGACCUUCUUCACUCAGAGUCUUCCUCAGUUGGUGGAGAAUGUGUACAGUUCUGCUCAUGUGCCACGAAGACGCAGAAAUGCACUUGAAACAGAGCAGGUAGGCCUGCCAGCAUUAUUCCAGCAAGUGGGCCCCCUGGUGGACGAUUGGGAAAGCUACCUCAGAGGCAUUGCUGAAGAUCUGGAUCAACACAAAGAACUAAAGAACUCAAAGAACUUGUCUCAGGAGCAACAACUCUUCACACCAGAUGAGGACAGUGAAAAUGCACCUCUUCAGCAGCUCGACGGAGCGCUGCGCUCCUCCAUUACUGCCCUGCGUUCCAAACUAGAAUCAUUGCGCAUUCCUGUCAUGCCAGAAUUGGACCACCAACUGUUUCAGAGGGAUUUCACCAUUUCCACCACUGAAAAACAGCAACAGGAUAAUAGUGCGCAUUCGAGGGAGCCUGUAUUGUCAGCUGACAGUUGGACUUCUCUGAUAUAUAAAGCUCUCAAAGAAAGCAGCACAGAAAGUGGCACAGGACAUCCUGUGAUGACAGAAUCCCCUCGGAAAGAUAUGGAUACAACAUCCAGAUCCACAAAAUCUUCGACACAACCAAUGACCGUGGAAACUUCUGACUCACUCCUCGAGAAACGCUCUGUCCCUACCCAGAUGCCCCAGCUUCAACAGCCACUCUUUAAAAAGCUCCUGCAGAGGAGAAAGAGAGACCCACACAAGCGACUGAUACGAGGAGCCAAUGACAAAGUUUGCUCAGGAGUAACUGAAUCAGCUCAGCUGGUCAGCACCACCAAAGAGAUGUACAACUGGAUCCUGGCUGUUCCAUCUAACAACAUAAACAUGAUCUUCCAGGAGGUGCUGGUUGACCUGAACACUAAGAAUGAACGUGGUUUGUACCAGUCACGGAUCAAGGCCACUGUUGGUGGACGACCUUUGACCUUUUACAGCUUGGUGGGUUUGGAGAACGAGGCGUUUUACCGCAGCAUGCCACGCAUCAUUGCCGUUGCCAUUGAUGCUCUCAAAACAUAAAGCGAACUCGCUCACACUCAUGCACUCUGCUGAAAUGAUACUUGAGCUGUAAUGGAAUCCCGACGCUGAGCAUUGUGACAUUCUAAACUCUAAUGUGACGUCAUGUGCUGCUAUGGAAAUUAUUGCAUAGGACCUCCUUUCUAGAGUCAUCACUGGACAGCUGGACAGCUGACACUUUCCUGGAGGAUGAAGGUUGUCAGUUGGUCACUGCACUCUGAGACUGGACCGAUGCUGACACUAUGUUCACCCUGACUUAACUUAUUUGGCAGGGACAGAGGUUGAUCCUCCUGUCCGAGCUGCAAACUGUACAGAUAUUAUAUUUGAUGUUUGUUAUAUAUUUAUUUGUAUUACUUUGUAUUUUUUUAUAUUAAAACAAAUUAUUAAAAAUGCUAAAAAUGA